Archocentrus centrarchus (flier cichlid) is the source of this 1090-nucleotide messenger RNA. RefSeq names its product GDNF family receptor alpha-2-like. Gene Ontology annotation, biological process: nervous system development. Lineage: Eukaryota; Metazoa; Chordata; Actinopteri; Cichliformes; Cichlidae. The transcript has 4 exons. Gene Ontology annotation, molecular function: signaling receptor activity. The record is from RefSeq and is a predicted model, not a curated record. Gene Ontology annotation, cellular component: signaling receptor complex; external side of plasma membrane. The coding region runs from base 581 to 1090 and encodes 169 amino acids.
GAAGCGUUCCCUCCCUCCUUGAGCGCGCAGCUUUUUUGGGGGAAAACAGCGGUGGAAAAAAAAAAAUCCAGUCAGCGUUUUGUAGCACUUUCAGAUGACUUCUUCUACCUCGUUAGAGAUAUUGGCAUAGCUAUCACACAUCAUUUUGCGCCAGUUUAAGGACUGUUUUAGGGACAAAUUGUCUACAAGGGGCAACUGGAGCGGGCAGCUCUUAUAAUGCGGAGAGAUCAAGUCUCAGUAGUUUGUCGGCAUGAACGCAGCGCAGACGGACCCUGAGUAACUGCUUUUAUGGAUUGACUGGUUCUUUGAUUGGCAUUUGAUUUUUUUUUCCAGUGUCAGAGGAUUCUUUUUUCUUUGUCGUGAUUAGUCCAUUAUUCCGAAAAAAAAAAAUAAAUAAAAAUUGUGGAUUACUUUUUGGGAAUCGAGGAUAUUUUCCGAGGUGCAUGUUUAUUUAAAAUUUUGAAUGAGGGUGUUUUACAGUUAUCCUGCGCCUGGGUCAAGGAUCCGGAGAGGGGAAUUAAUCUUUCAAAAGGUGGAAAUAUUAGUGUAAUUCGACCCCAGCUCAUCCUUCUUGUCCAAAAUGAAGUCUAUCACUGUGUGGAUGUGCGUCUGCACCCUUGUUCUGCUCCCAGAUGAGGCAGCAAGUUCCUUGGAUGUUCCCUCAGCUUUGUCUGUAUCCUUGGCUAACGAUGCUCCAGGAUCUUCAAGCAUCAAGUCUGGCCCUGGAGCUCAGCAAGAAUGGGUGGACUGCAUUCAGGCAAGUGAAAUGUGUAACCAGGACCCUCAGUGCAGCUCUCGGUACAGAGUGAUGCGCCAGUGCCUUGUGGGCAAGGAGAAGGAUGCCAUGCUAGAUAGCAACAGGGAGUGCCAGGCUGCACUGGAAGUGCUGUUGGUUAGCCCUCUCUUUGACUGCCGUUGCAAGAGGGUCAUGAAGAAGGAGCCACAGUGUCUGCAGAUCUUCUGGUCUAUCCACAUGGGACGAGCUGAAGAUGAAGACAUGGAUGACUUAUCGCCGUAUGAACCUGUCGCACCCAACUGGCACCCUGACACAAGUCGCUUGGCUUCUAUCUCUUCAGGUAUCACAGCAUGA